Molecule: messenger RNA, 662 nt
Organism: Hibiscus syriacus
Lineage: Eukaryota; Viridiplantae; Streptophyta; Magnoliopsida; Malvales; Malvaceae
Product: auxin-responsive protein SAUR62-like
Exons: 1
Coding region: 129-572 (147 amino acids)
Biological process (GO): response to auxin
Source: RefSeq, a predicted model, not a curated record
UUCAUCCCAAUUCAACUGCCUCAUAUCAAGCACAACAGCUGCAUUUAGCAAUCAGAGUUCUAAGACCUAAAAAUUCCAUCUUUUUUCUCUUUCGUCUGUGUCUUUCCUACCAAACGAAGCAAAUCAAGAUGAUCAGUGCCAAGAAGCUCAUCAAGUUAGCAAGAAAAUGGCAAAAAAUGGCUUCAAUUAGGAGAAAAAGAAUCACAUUACAAGGUACCACCAGGGACACUGAAACAACCAGUUGCAGCACAUCAUCGGUAGUCGACAAGGGUCACUUUGUUGUAUACAGUGUAGAUCAGAAGCGAUUUGUUCUUCUUUUGGAACAUCUAAAUAAUAAAUUUGUGAUGGACCUAUUCAACUUGGCAGAAGAAGAGUUUAGACUUCCAGGAAAUAGCCUUCUCGUCAUGCCUUGUGAUGCAACCUUAAUGGAAUAUGUAAUUGAUCUCAUCAAAAGGAAACAGAGUAAAGAAGUGGAGAAAGCAUUGAUCAUGUCUGUAAGCACCGGACGUUGCUCAUCAUCAUAUCUUUACAGACAAAAAAUGAGCCAACAAUUUCCAAUAUACAACUUCUGAAACAAUUCCUCUCCUUCUCAUCUUGUAAUUGAUGCACACCAUUAUAGACUAAAAUAUAUAAUGCAAAAACAUCAAAAUUUUUGUCUCUCA